UAACAGCGGGCAUGCUGCCACGCAGGAAAACAAUCAAGUUGUGGCAGCGUGCCAUUUCAGACACUAUUCAUAUAGUCCAGAGGACUAUUCGCCAGCUGUCCUCUUGUUUAACUCUAUUGUCUCGGUUUUCUCCCGCUGGCUCUGUUAGACACGCCUAUAGCAGAAGAAGCGUGUGCUGCCUUCAAAAAGAUCACACGCUCACGAAGCAUCUAGACAAACAUUGGCGAUAGGGAGUAUAUUCAAUGGUAUCGCCCAGUUUUUUACCUCUAAACUUGAUUACAAGCAUAAUUUGAAAAUUUUCAUCUAUAAAAUUGUAAGCGAGGGUCUAUUAAUUUGAAUACGUAUGUUACUUCAUAAAUACGAACUGGAGAAUGUUUUAGCUAUAUGGCACACCCCCCUGCGAAGAUACUGUUUGGUACAGUCCAGUGGCUUUUGGCUAGCUUGAGUAGAGACUCAACAUCCAGCCGCACUGUGGAGUCCACCGGCACACGCGCAUCUGCGGUAAUGGAAUGAACGGAGGGUGUGUUUUGGGCUGGAUAGAGCAAAGAAAGGUAUGAUUAAGAUGGUCACAUCUGCAGACUGAUCUGGGAUAUUGUUUUAGGGGGGUUUUCAACAAAAACUGCAGAAUUACAAAAAUAAACAUGGAUUGUAAGGAGGAGAUCAGUGACUCUGAUAGCGGGAUCAUUUUAAACUCUGGCCCAGACAGCCCCACGUCUCCGGUGAAGGACCUGAGCACUCACACACGUGCCAUGAGGCUGAAGCAGCAGGCCCUUGAGGACAGACUGGAGCUGUGUGUCCUGGAGCUCAAGAAACUCUGCAUUAGAGAGGCUGAGCUGACUGGAAAACUGCCCUCUGAUUACCCUCUCCUGCCUGACGAGAAGCCUCCGAAGGUCCGGCGACGCAUCGGAGCCGCUUUUAAACUGGAUGAGGGUUUUAUUUCACAGGAUGGCGAGGAGUCUGAGCUGCACGCGCUGGAGGCUGAUCUCGCCCUGCAGCGGCAGAUUUAUGAGGCGGCCCGAAAGCUCUCCCUCGAGGAGCACAUCAGCAAACCGGUGAGGAAAAGCCGACUGCAGCAGUGUAAACGUGAAGAGAAGAAGCUGAAAGAGCUGCAGGAUGCGAUACUGAAACACCGCAUCAACCACGGCUGUGUCUCUCCACAGACCUGCUAUUCAUCCAGACAGAGAGAUCUUUGUAUGUCUGAUGACAGCUCACUGUCUGACGCUGUUGCCUUGGAUGAUGAUUCCGACUCUGCUCCCUUUUCUCCGGCUGUUCUGGGGUCUUCUACAGACAGUAGCAUCCAGCGAUUGACACUCUUACCAAAUAAUGGCCCAAAGCAAUCGAGCUCCAGCUCCAGUCUGGACUAUGAUGCUUCACCCAUCCAGAACUCUCCAUGGAAGGAAUCCAGCUUGGACCAGCCCUACCAGAAACAAAAACCAUCUCACUCUGCCUGCAGCAGCCGCUCCAGCAGUCCAACAGGCUCACCAACAGACAUGAGAAUGGCAGAACUUCCUCCAGCGCCCCAGUUUGUGUUUAAAAGUCUGCCAGUGCGGAACAAUCAGCCAAACAGCGCCCCCUCCACCCCAGAGCUGCCACUGCGCCGACAGUUCUCACAGUCUUUCAGACUUCCCAGAAGCAAACCAGAAUUGACCAAGGCCAGCUCAGACCUGGGACGGGGCCGGACCAAGUUGCCACGUCGACGAGUGACCGAUUUUGCGUUAGCCUACUCCGUUCAACGUUUAUAUCAGUGCAGCUCUGAAGACAGCAGCUCCGAGCUUUCCAUUUCCUCAUAUAGCAGUUCCUCCAGCCGAGAGACAACCACUGAGGCACCUAAACCCUGUCCGCCACCAUACGGCUACCAUCGCACUGCUCCAAAUAAAGCACCAGGCCAGCUCAACACCAACAGCCCACCCAAAAACAACAACAACAACAACAACCCACCUCACCUCAUGGCCGGCCCCAGUCAAGUGAAGAUAAACAACAGGACACCACUUCAGGCAGACAUGGGGAGGCUGCAACUUGGACCGAAUUCACAAUCUGGUACCAUGCAUAGUAAUAAACCCCAACAAGUGGAGGUUACUUCACCCAAACGGAUUCUCAAGCCUCCACCGCCGUACACAAAGGUGGUCCGCACGACGUCGCUGAGAGAAUACCCCAAUCAUCCCAGCCGGGUGCUUCCACGAGAAAUGGUAUCAGGAGAGCUUAAAACCUGGCAUCAGAAAAACAAUUUAGCAGUGUCCAAACACCGCUCACUUGAACGACAAGGAUCGAUUCGAAUUAAGCGCCCAGAACCGCCACCCUACCACCAGGUUCCCUCUCAAAAACAGGGUUCUCAGAAAGUGAUUCUGCAAAGGGCUUCCGAUGGAACGCCGCUGCAGUGGUACGAAGAGGAAGACUCCGAGAUUGUGAGUCAGGUGUAACCAGGUAGAAGGUAGUUUUUAUUUAUUGAGCCAAUGGACUCAUUGAUGUAGCCUGAUAGUGAAAAUUAUGUUAAUUCUCACCAAGACUUUUUGACCAAGUUGGAGCUGAGCCAGUAAAAUAUACGCUUCAAUUUCAUAUAUGCCUACAUUUGUGAUUAAAUUACAAGUCUAAGACUUCCUUGUAAGGCAUCAUGCCAGAUAUUUAUGAUGAAUGUAUAAUAUAAUGGUAAUUUUAUUGAUGUCAGGAGAGUGUGGCUUACUUUUGCAAAUGACUGAUGAAUGCCCUCGUGGAAAUGACAUCGUUUAGUAUAUAUUUGUGUCUGGUACACGAUUCUUCAUAAUGAAAGUAUUACGUAAUAUCUUAGUUUCCCCAUUAUUUUAUUUAAUUUAACACAUUAUGAAUUAAUAUAUUAUUUUUCCAUAUUAUUUUUUAUUUGUGAAUUAAUAUUGCCCCUUUGCUAACACAUUUUUUAAAUUAGUGAAAUGUUUCAAAAAGUGUUGCUCUGCUACUGUAAUAUGCAUUGUAAUAAUAAUCCAUCUGUGAGUCUUAAUAAUACCAAAUGUAGAUAUUUUCCUUCAUGUUUGUACACUAAUUAUGAAAUAUAUUUUAUAUUAUUUAUAAUACACUUUAAUAAACAAUCUCACAGAUCCUCA
Molecule: messenger RNA, 3071 nt
Organism: Ctenopharyngodon idella (grass carp)
Lineage: Eukaryota; Metazoa; Chordata; Actinopteri; Cypriniformes; Xenocyprididae
Gene: inavaa
Product: innate immunity activator a
Exons: 10
Coding region: 642-2417 (591 amino acids)
Biological process (GO): positive regulation of protein ubiquitination; adherens junction maintenance
Source: RefSeq, a predicted model, not a curated record